Molecule: messenger RNA, 1056 nt
Organism: Diaporthe batatas
Lineage: Eukaryota; Fungi; Ascomycota; Sordariomycetes; Diaporthales; Diaporthaceae
Exons: 2
Coding region: 92-787 (231 amino acids)
Source: RefSeq, a predicted model, not a curated record
CAUAAAUCCCAUCAAGUCCUUUUUUCCUUCAAACAAAAGAGUUCCCACAGACCGUGACUCCGAGUCCAAACCACAUAACAAGAUAUCCACCAUGACUUCCGCACCUGUCGUUCUCAUCCUCGGAUCCGGGCCCAGAAUCGGGGCUUCGGUCGCAGAGACCUUUUCCGGAAAGGGCUACAAGGUCGCCAUCGCAUCCAGGAAGGGCACCGACAGCAAGACCACCGAGGGCUAUCUUUCGCUCAAGGCUGACCUGGCCGACCCGGCCUCCAUCCCGGCCCUGUUCCAAAAGGUCACGGGCGAGUUCGGCGCGUCCCCGAGCGUGGUCAUCUACAACGCGCCAUCCCUUACGCCCCCUCCGGCCCAGGACUCCAUCUUCUCCAUCCCAACGGCUCGCUUCACCCAUGACCUGAACGUGAACACCGUCUCCGCCUACGCCGCCGCGCAGUCGGCCGUCGCCGGCUGGGAGUCCCUGCCCAAGGAGACCAAGAAGACCUUCAUAUACACCGGCAACAUGCUCAACGUGGCCGUCCUUCCCGUGCCGUUGAUGGUCGACCUGGGCGUUGGCAAGGCCGGUUCCGCGUACUGGAUCGGCGUAGCUGAUGCAACGCUCUCCGCCAAGGGGUACAGGUUCUUCUACGCCGAUGAGCGCGCGGAGGGUGGUAAAAUGAAGGGGAUGGAGCUGGAUGGGCCCGCUCAUGGCGACUUCUACGGCCAGUUGGCAGAGAACCAGAAGGACAUUCCGUGGCACGCUACUUUCGUCAAGGGCAAGGGUUAUGUCAAAUUCUAAGAUCGUGCAUUGAAUAUCAAUGACACUCGACAGCAUCCUAGGGUAGAAUAGCCGUUCUGGGAUGCCAGGGGAUACGAUGUCUGCAAGGGUACCCCAGACCGCCAGACGAAGGUCUCGCCAGAACAGCGCUUGCUGAAUGGGUUCACCAAGAUUACAAUAAGCUGAAUAGAAUAGCUGUCUCCAGCCGUAGCUUCGUUGGCCCUUCUCCCUAUGUAAAGAGACCUUUCUCUGAUAAGAGAACUGUACCAAUCUUCCAUAAGUAUCGACAA